This is a messenger RNA of Schistocerca piceifrons (Central American locust), 2436 nucleotides long. Its product is annotated as enolase-phosphatase E1-like. The record is from RefSeq and is a predicted model, not a curated record. The transcript has 6 exons. Lineage: Eukaryota; Metazoa; Arthropoda; Insecta; Orthoptera; Acrididae. Bases 1 to 2436 code for a protein of 811 amino acids.
AUGAGCCACCAGCAGACUCAGUUGAAACUAUUAGAGAAUGGGCUGAUGAGCGCUCUAAUGGGAAAUGAUGAGCCACUAGCAGACUCAGUGGAAACUAUUAGAGAAUGGGCUGAUGAGCGCUCUAAUGGGAAGUUGGAUAUAGAUGAUGAGCCACCGGCAGACUCAGUAGAAGCUAUUAGAGAAUGGGCUGAUGAGCGCUCUAAUGGGAAGUUAGAUAUAGAUGAUGAGCCACCGGCAGACUCAGUAGAAACUAUUGGAAAAUGGGCUGAUGAGCGCUCUAAUGGGAUGUUGGAUAUAGAUGAUGAGCCACCACCAGACUCAGUAGGAACUAUUAGAGAAUGGGCUGAUGAGCGCUCUAAUGGGAUGUUGGAUAUAGAUGAUGACCCACCGGCAGACUCAUUGGAUAUAGAUGAUGAGCCACCACCAGGCUCAGUAGAAACUAUUAGAGAUUGGGCUGAUGAGCGCUCUAAUAAGAAGUUGGAUAUAGAUGAUGAACCACCAGCAGACUCAGUAGAAACUAUUAGUAAAUGGAUUGAUGAGCGCUCUAAUGAGAAGUUGGAUAUCGAUAAUGAGCCACCGGCAGACUCAUUGGAUAUAGAUGAUGAUCCACCAGCAGACUCAGUAGAAACUAUUAGAGAAUGGGCCGAUGAGCGCUCUAAUGAGAAGUUGGAUAUAGAUGAUGAGCCACCAGCAGACAAAGUAGAAACUAUUAGAGAAUGGGCUGAUGAGCGCUCUAAUGGGAAGUUGGAUAUGGAUGAUGAGCCACCGGCAGGCUCAGUAGAUACUAUUAGAGAAUGUGCUGAUGAGUGCUCUAAUGAGAAGUUGGAUAUUGAUGAUGAGCCACCACCAGACUCAGUAGAAACUAUUAGAGAAUGGGCUGAUGAGCGCUCUAAUGGGAACUUGGAUAUAGAUGAUGAGCCACCGGCCGACUCAGUAGAAACUAUUAGAGAAUGGGCUGAUGAGCGCUCUAAUGGGAAGUUGGAUAUAGAUGAUGAGCCACCGACAGAAUCAGUAGAAACUAUUAGAGCAUGGGCUGAUGAGCUCUCUAAUGAGAAGUUGGAUAUGGAUGAUGAGCCACCACCAGACUCAGGAGAAACUAUUAGAGAAUGGGCUGAUGAGCGCUCUAAUGAGAAGUUGGAUAUAGAUGAUGAGCCACCACGAGACUCAGUAGAAAAUAUUAGAUUUUUGCUGAUGAGCGCUCUAAUGGGAUAUUAUGAGCCACCUCCAGACUCAGUAGAAACUAUUAGAGAAUGUGCUGAUGAGCGCUCUAAUGGGAAGUUGGAUAUAGGUGAUGAGCCACCGGCAGACUCAGUAGAAACUAUUGGAGAAUGGGCUGAUGAGCGCUCUAAUGGGAUGUUGGAUAUUGAUGAUGAGCCACCGGCAGGCUCAGUAGAAACAAUUACAGAAUGGGCUGAUGAGCGCUCUAAUGGGAAGUUGGUUAUAGAUGAUGAGCCACUGGCAGACUCAGCAGAAACUAUUAGCGAAUGGGCUGAUGAGCGCUCUAAUGAGAAAUUGGAUAUAGAUGAUGAGCCACCACCAGACUCAGUAGAAACUAUUAGAGAAUGGGCUGAUGAGCGCUCUAAUGAGAAGUUGGAUAUAGAUGAUGAGCCACCAGCAGACUCAGUAGAAACUAUUAGAGAAUGGGCUGAUGAGUGCUCUAAUGAGAAGUUGGAUAUAGAUGAUGAGCCACCAGCAGACUCAGUAGAAACUAUUAGAGAAAGGGCUGAUGAGCACUCUAAUGAGAAGUUGGAUAUAGAUGAUGAUCCGUCAGCAGACUCAGUAGAAACUAUUAGAGAUUUGGCUGAUGAGCGCUCUAAUGGGAAGUUGGAUAUAGAUGAUGAGCCACUGACAGAAUCAGUAGAAACUAUUAGAGAAUGGGCUGAUGAGCGCUCUAAUGAGAAGUUAGAUAUAGAUGAUGAGCGACCAGCAGACUCACGCUCUAAUGGGAAGUUAGAUAUAGAUGAUGAGCCACCGGCAGACUCAGUAGAAACUAUUAGAGAAUGGGCUGAUGAGCGCUCUAAAUGGAAGUUGGAUAUAGAUGAGGAGCCACCAGCAGACUCAGUAGAAACUAUUAGAGAAUGGGCUGAUGAGCGCUCUAAUGGGAAGUUGGAUAUAGAUGAUGAGCCACCGGCAGACUCAGUAGAAACUAUUAGACAAUGGGCUGAUGAGCGCUCUAAAUGGAAGUUGGAUAUAGAUGAUGAGCCACCAGCAGACUCAGUAGAAGCUAUUAGAGAAUGGGCUGAUGAUCGCUCUAAUGGGAUGUUGGAUAUAGAUGAUGAACCACCAGCAGACUCCUUAGAAACUAUUAGAGAAUGGGCUGAUGAGCGCUCUAAUGGGAAGUUGGAUAUAGAUGAUGAGCCACUGGCAGACUCAGUAGAAACUAUUAGAGAAUGGGCUGAUGAGCGCUCUAAUGGGAAGUUGGAUAUAGAUAAUUAG